This is a messenger RNA of Triplophysa rosa, 482 nucleotides long. It is a transcript of the gene ndufb4, whose product is annotated as NADH:ubiquinone oxidoreductase subunit B4. Gene Ontology annotation, cellular component: mitochondrion. The record is from RefSeq and is a predicted model, not a curated record. Bases 31 to 417 code for a protein of 128 amino acids. The transcript has 3 exons. Lineage: Eukaryota; Metazoa; Chordata; Actinopteri; Cypriniformes; Nemacheilidae.
ACUGGGCGUGCCUGCUCGCAGUUCGCAAUCAUGGCGGACUACAAAGAGGCUCCUUUGGCUACACGGCCAAAAACAUUAGAUCCAGCCGAAUAUUUUAAUCUUUCACACGAUUACAGACGGGCUGAGGAGGAUAGAGCAGCUCUGAGGGCUCGACUGAAGAGGCAAUAUAUGGUGCAACUAAACAAUCCUCAUCGGAAAGAGCUUAUCGAGGAUCCUGCUCUUACACGCUGGACAUAUGCACGUACCAACAACAUAUACCCCAACUUCAGACCGACUCCUAAGACUUCUUUGCUGGGUGGCUUGUUUGGAGUCGUACCCCUCUUUGUUUUGUACUUUGUGUUUAAGACAGACAGGGACAAAAGAGAGGCCAAAAUAAAGGCCGGAACCUUUGAACGCCCCUAUAAGCUGUCAUCUUGAGAGCAAGUUGUUGUUUAACUGUUUAUUGUAAUCAAAGUACUUGUAAUUAUUAAAUAAUAAUAAAA